Talaromyces stipitatus ATCC 10500 is the source of this 840-nucleotide messenger RNA. RefSeq lists its product as uncharacterized. The record is from RefSeq and is a predicted model, not a curated record. Bases 1 to 840 code for a protein of 279 amino acids. NCBI's taxonomy places the organism in Eukaryota, Fungi, Ascomycota, Eurotiomycetes, Eurotiales, Trichocomaceae. The transcript has 4 exons.
AUGCAAGGCGCUGGUAGAAACAUACCCACAAAUCAUAAAUUCCUAGAAUUCCUGCGUACUGCCGUAACAAGAGCCGGCACAGUCUUGAUCUACGACAAGAUCAUUACCUCAAAAUUCCACAAAGGUGAACUUCAAGAAUAUCACGGCAUUUAUCUUGAUAUGACCACUGUUGCCACUAGGGUCGCAGCAAGUGAAAUUUUAACUACAGAAAAGCUUAACCAGUGCAAUACCCUUGACGAGAAGCUACAAGAUGGCAUCAACAAGAUCAUGGCUCGUACACACAUUAUCUCUGUGCCAUUAGAUUUGGAAGUACAGUUAGUAUCAAGUAUGGCGUUGCUGUACUAUGAAACCUUGGAACAGAAGUGGGCCAGACUUCCAGGUUUCUCUGCAACUGGAAAUACUUCAUUUCUUCACAUCAUGCCCAUCGGCGAAACAAAACUCACCAACCUCCUCCGCACCCUUUCCCCCAUCCUCUCUCCAGAAACCUACGUCUUCGCAACAACCACUCAAUCCCUCUCCUCCUUGCCACUAACAACCCUCCAACCCAUCCUCAUCUUCCACGAAGUCGAAGGGCUCACUCUAAUCACCACCAAAGAAUCCGCCAAUACCCACGGUCUGGAAUAUACAUUCCCAUGUAAAAAGAUUUCGCUCAAGGUUCACUCCAGUCUUGAAGCUGUGGGGAUGAUGGCUGCGAUUUCGGCGAAAUUUACGGAUCUGGGAAUCAGUUCGAAUGUCGUUAGUGGUUUUUUUCAUGAUCAUAUUUUUGUGCCGGAGGGGAAGGAAGGGGUUGCUAUGAGGGGGUUGGCGGAGUUGAUGAGGGAGGCGAUGGAGGAUGUAUGA